AUGUCACAUUACUAUGCAUUAUGGACUGUACUCAAAACAUUUAAUGCUUUGAUUGAAACACUUCAAGUUAUUAGAGAUACAGAAGGGCCAGGGGACAGACAAUGUGGCAUCACUGCCGGUGGUUUACUAAAAUACUUUACAUCGGAAAUAUUUUUGUUAACAGCUUAUAGCUUUGAAAAUAUGUUCAAAAUUUUUGAUAAAACAUCUCAACACUUGCAAAGUCCAGAUUUUGAUAUUUACUGCGCUACCAUGUUAAUAGAAGACAAUUUGAAAUCCUUAAAUAAACUUCGAACAGAUGAAUUAUUUAAUGAAAUCUCUGAUCAAACAAAAAAGUUAAUUAUAGAUAGUGAUUAUGAGUUUGAACCUUUACCUCAACAUAGAUCUCGUAAGCGAAAACAAAUGGCUGAUGAAAACGCAAUAGAUGAAGUAAUAAUUCUCCCUAUACAACAUUUCAAAGUUAACACAUACUUUUCAGCUCUGGACUGUAUAAUAACUCAGUUAACAGAAAGGUUCAUUGGUAACAGUAAUACUUCAUCAAAUAGCUCAAAAAGUCCUGAUAAAUCUACCCUUGGUUUAUUAAAAGAUAUUAGUCUUUUGUCUAAGAAAAGGUUGAAUGAAGUAAAACAAAAUAUUAAAAAACUUCCAGUAGAUGCUUUUGAUGUUUUUGGAAAAAUUUAUUCAAAAUUUGUUCAACCAGAUAAUGCUAGACACGAGUAUAAAGAAUUUUGUAACUAUUUUGAAUUAUUGGAAAAAUGUGAAAGUUUGCCAAAUAUGCUUCAUGAUAACAGAGAUACUGCGGUUUGUUUUGAAGAUUCUGAUAUAAAUCAAGAAGAGGAUUUUGAUUCAGAAAAUGACAACUAUUUAAUAUCAAACAAAGAAGAUAAUGAUGCAUCAGAAAAAAACAUAAAAAAUCAUGGAAGUCUUACUUUAAUAUACAGAUUAUUUUGCAAUCACGGUUCUCUUAAAAUUAUGUUUCCAACUUUAUUUACCAUGUAUAAAAUUGCAUUAACAUUACCAGUGGGAAGUGUAGAGACAGAAAGAAGUUUUUCCAAACUUAAAAUUAUUAAAAACAGACUUUGUUCUACCAUGUCUAAUGACAGACUAGAAGCACUGAUGAGGAUAAAUUGUGAGCAAGAUAUUGAUAUUGAUUACACAUGUGUAAUUGAUAAAUUUAGUCUAAAAUCUCAUUGUUGA
This is a messenger RNA of Metopolophium dirhodum (rose-grain aphid), 1194 nucleotides long. RefSeq lists its product as uncharacterized. Gene Ontology annotation, molecular function: protein dimerization activity. NCBI's taxonomy places the organism in Eukaryota, Metazoa, Arthropoda, Insecta, Hemiptera, Aphididae. The record is from RefSeq and is a predicted model, not a curated record. The transcript is spliced from 2 exons. Bases 1 to 1194 code for a protein of 397 amino acids.